GGUACUGUAAAACAAAAAGCAGAGGUCUUACUGUUACAAUUUAGCUCUCUCUCCAUAAUUCCGACAGAGGAAACGAUCCAACGCAUAGAAGAGUAAACCUCCAGAGCUGAACUUUGUGCCAAUUACAAUACCUUACCUAGAAUUAUGAUUUCGCUUCAAUUGUUCAAUCAGUGAUCAAGAUUAUUAGAAGUGCAAUUGGGUCCGAUUCUAUUCCGCCGUUGAUUAAUAAUUGAGUUUGAGAGGAAAUGAUGGAGCGGAGGCGGCAGGUCUUCUCGGUGGACCUGCUGGAAAGGUACGCCGCUAAAGGACGGGGGCAGAUUACUUGUAUGGCCGCCGGAAAUGACGUCAUUGUGUUGGGAACCAGCAAAGGGUGGGUCAUCCGGCACGAUUUUGGUGUUGGCGAUUCGUUUGAUAUUGAUCUCUCUGUGGGGAGAGCUGGGGAACAAUCAAUCCACAGGGUGUUUGUUGAUCCAGGAGGUAGUCAUUGUAUUGCCACUGUAGUUGGUGGUGGAACUUCUGAUACAUUUUACACACAUGCAAAAUGGUCUAAGCCUCGCAUUCUGACCAAAUUCAAAGGUCUUAUCGUGAAUGCUGUUGCCUGGAAUAGGCAGCAUAUUACAGAAGCUUCCACAAGGGAAAUUAUUCUUGGCACAGACAAUGGCCAACUUUAUGAAGUUUCUGUAGAGGAGAAGGAAAAGAGAGAAAAGUACAUCAAAUUUUUAUUUGAACUCAAUGAACUUCCUGAAGCUUUCACGGGAUUGCAGAUGGAAACAACAGGCACAAAUAAUGGAACUAGAUAUUACGUGAUGGCUGUUACUCCCACCCGACUUUAUUCUUUCACAGGAAUAGGUUCAUUGGAGUCUGUUUUUGCUAGCUAUGCAGAACGUGCUGUUCACUUCAUGGAACUUCCUGGUGAAAUAGCUAACAGUGAGCUGCAUUUUUUUAUUAAACAGAGAAGAGCAAUACAUUUUGCAUGGCUAUCUGGAGCAGGAAUCUAUCACGGUGGCCUUCAUUUUGGAGCACCACGCAGUUCACCAAACGGGGAUGAAAACUUUGUGGAGAACAAGGCUCUUUUGAAUUACUCGAUAUUAGGUGAAGGUGUGCUGGUCAAACCUAGCUCCUUGGCAGUGUCUGAGUUUCAUUUCCUUCUCCUGGUUGGGAACAAGGUUAAGGUUGUAAAUAGGAUUAGUGAACAGAUCGUUGAGGAGCUUACCUUUGAUCAAACACCUGAUGCAGUUUCAAGGGGUGUUCUUGGUUUAUGCAGUGAUGCAUCUGCUGGGCUUUUCUAUGCAUAUGACCAGAAUUCCAUCUUUCAGGUAUCUGUGAAUGAUGAAGGCCGAGACAUGUGGAAAGUGUAUUUAGACUUAAAGGAAUAUGCUGCGGCUUUGGCAAAUUGUCGUGAUGCCCUCCAAAGAGAUCAAGUUUACCUGGUGCAGGCUGAAGCAGCUUUUACCGCAAAGGAAUUUCUCAGAGCAGCGUCUUUUUAUGCGAAGAUUAACUUUGCAUUGUCAUUUGAAGAGAUAACUUUGAAGUUUAUUAGCAUAGGCGAACAGGAUGCUUUAAGAACCUUUUUGUUGCGGAAGCUUGAUAAUUUUUCAAAAGAUGACAAAUGCCAGAUAACAAUGAUUUCCACAUGGGCAACUGAAUUAUAUUUGGAUAAGAUUAAUCUACUACUUUUGGAAGAUGAUGCUGGGUCUGAUAAUGUGAGUUCAGAGUAUCAAUCAAUCAUCACAGAAUUCCGUGCCUUUUUGAGUGACUCCAAGGAUGUAUUGGAUCAUGCUACCACCAUGAAACUUCUAGAAAGCUAUGGUAGAGUUGAUGAAUUGGUAUACUUUGCUAGUCUUAAGGAGGAAUAUGAGAUUGUGGUUCAUCAUUAUAUUCAGCUAGGAGAAGCAAAGAAAGCGCUGCGAGUUCUUCAGAAACCCAAUGUUCCUGUAGAACUUCAGUACAAGUUUGCACCAGACCUUAUCAUGCUUGAUGCAUACGAAACUGUUGAAUCAUGGAUGACCACAAAAGACCUAAAUCCAAGGAAGCUGAUUCCUGCAAUGAUGCGUUAUUCAAGUGAACCACAUGCAAAGAAUGAAACUCAUGAAGUGAUUAAAUAUUUGGAGUAUUGUGUUCAUCGUUUGCAGAAUGAGGAUCCUGGUGUCCACAAUUUGUUGCUCUCUUUGUACGCCAAGCAGGAGGACGAGAGCACUCUUCUCCGAUUUCUGCAAUGCAAGUUUGGAAAAGGGCAGCCAAAUGGCCCAGAAUUCUUUUACGAUCCAAAAUAUGCAUUGCGUCUUUGUCUCAAGGAAAAACGGAUGCGUGCCUGCGUGCACAUAUACAGCAUGAUGUCCAUGCAUGAAGAAGCAGUUGCUCUUGCUCUACAGGUGGAUCCGGAGCUUGCUAUGGCUGAAGCUGACAAGGUUGAAGAUGAUGAAGACUUGAGGAAGAAGCUUUGGCUUAUGGUUGCCAAGCAUGUCAUCGAACAAGAGAAAGGAACAAAGAGGGAGAACAUCCGGAAGGCUAUUGCAUUUCUCAAGGAAACUGAUGGACUUCUGAAAAUUGAAGAUAUCUUACCCUUUUUCCCGGAUUUUGCAUUGAUUGAUGACUUCAAAGAGGCAAUCUGCUCAUCUCUGGAGGAUUACAAUGAGCAAAUUGAAAAACUCAAACAGGAGAUGAAUGAUGCUACGCAUGGUGCAGACAACAUAAGGAGUGAUAUCAGCGCACUCGCACAACGAUAUGCUGUCAUCAAGCGAGAUGAGGAAUGUGGGGUGUGUCGAAGGAAAAUAUUAAAUAUAGCUGAUGAUUACCGGAUGGCUAGGACCUAUACUUCAGUUGGAUCUAUGGCUCCUUUUUAUGUCUUUCCAUGUGGACAUUCCUUUCAUGCGAACUGCUUGAUUGCCCAUGUGACUAGAUGCACUACUGAAGCUCAAGCAGAAUAUAUAUUGGAUUUGCAGAAGCAGCUGACUUUACUGGGCAAUGAACCUAGGAAGGAAAUGAAUGGAGGUUUAACGGAAGAGGAACCAAUAACAAGCAUGACUCCUGGGGAUAAGAUCCGAUCACAGUUGGACGAUGCCAUAGCUAGUGAAUGCCCAUUUUGUGGUGAUCUGAUGAUCCGUGAGAUAUCUUUGCCUUUCGUCCGGCCGGAGGAAACAGAUGAAAUUGAAUCGUGGGAAAUAAUGCCACACAAUCUUGGAACUCAGAAGACUCUGUCAUUAAUUGCGUGAUUUUACUCUUACCUCUUGAUGUGCUUUCCAUCUCUCUGAUACUGGAGCAUAGAUCCAAGUUCCGGUUAAGCAUUUGUUGUUCUCAGGACCAAUGAAAUACGAUUUGGUAAAGUGAUGUACAUAUUGGUGUUAACUUUGUUUCUUGUGUCACUUUGCUCAUUGUUGUCCUUUCUGAGGUGUUACUUUUCAUUCUUUCACAUUAUGUACAUGUUCGAUACCAUUCUUGUUGUGCUGAAUAAUCUCCAGUCAUCAUAGAACGUUGUAAUCUGAGGCCCGUUUUCAGCAUGUUAUUUAUUUUUUAGUCUUGAGUGAGGUUUUCAAGAUGUGUUCUAGUAAUGGAUUCGUUCUCCAAUUUGAGGGGUUAUCAUUUAACAUUUGGAGGAAAUUUUCAUUGUUGUAAACUGUAUUCUCCUACUGAUAUCGUGUCAUAAGCGGCUUUAGCUGUUGGUUUC
Sesamum indicum (sesame) is the source of this 3664-nucleotide messenger RNA. Its product is annotated as zinc ion binding protein. Gene Ontology annotation, molecular function: protein-macromolecule adaptor activity. NCBI's taxonomy places the organism in Eukaryota, Viridiplantae, Streptophyta, Magnoliopsida, Lamiales, Pedaliaceae. Gene Ontology annotation, cellular component: endosome; HOPS complex. Gene Ontology annotation, biological process: vacuole organization; endosome organization; organelle fusion. The record is from RefSeq and is a predicted model, not a curated record.